UGUUGGUUUUGUAGUCCGUUGUGUUGUGUAGGCCUGUCUGUUUGUGUUGUAGUAGUCCGUUAUGAGUUCUACGUGGUUGUUGUGUUGCUGCAGACCCUAGCAGACGUCUCGUGCGUGGUUACACGUCACUGACUUCCUGUCUUCCACUUUCUGUCUGCAGCUCGAGAAACGUUCGAGCCGCCCUCCAGCUCCUCGAGACGACCUCCCUGCCCCGCGCGAGGCGCUCAGAACGAGGCCACCGCGCGUGACCGAGGAGCCGGUGUAUGUGUUCGGCUCGCCUCGGUAUCCGUGCGCGGCUUAUCUCGCUACCUCAGUAAGACUCGUGAGAACGAGAGAACGGCUGGUGAGUGAAUAUCGUUUAUUCAUACUCAGAGCGCGCGUGUGAACUUGUCUCGAGGCCACAGGAAGAGGAAGAGGAAAUAAAUGCGCUGCGUUGUCUUUAAGAAGAGACACAACAAGCGGGAGGAGGGAGGAGGGGUGAGGAGUGGGGGAGGCAGAGGAGGGUCUCACCUGCUCCAAACCCACUUCUCGAUUCAGCACGAGCCAGUCAUCUUAUCUCUCCCCUCCGCACGUGAAGAACACCGCCGUCAGCGACGCUUGACACCUCGCUCUCCUCCCUGGAUCUCCUGAUUGGACGGUCUGGCUCCACGGUUACCGGCGGUCUAUGGAUGCUUUCUGCCCCGCUAGGCUAACAAAGGACCCCCCCCCCCCCCCCCCCUCUCAACCUCGCGCUCCGUCUGUGAGCACUUCGGAUAGCAGCACUGCGCGAGUCGUCUGAUCUGGUGCGCGCGCUCAGGCUCUAGAAUCACCGGGGGAGCCGCUGCACGCGCGGUGAGGAUGGAUACGUGUCCGCCAUAGUUCCCGGUGCUCCGACCGCGCCACCGAUGGAUGUUGUUUUUUUGUGUGUUUGUUGUUAACGAACGAAACGACUCGACUCCCUGCCGCGCGACGGAAUGACAGCGCGUGGGACAGCCGCGUCGCCCGCCUCGAGGAAGUAGAACCGCCACCGACGUGUGUUUGAGGCUCGCGCAGAGAGAAGUUGAGCUCUUCUGUGGACGGAGGGCUUCCGGUUCCGCGUCGCGUGCGUAGGCCGAAGUGCUCUGCUGCAGUUUCAGUUUGUCUUUAUUUAUUGUUAUCAUCUCCGCGAAGAGCGCGCGGUGUCGGGGUGACGCGGCUUGGCGCUAGGAGCAGCAUGGAACACACGGGCAUAAUCGAGGAGGGGGGCCAGUCGCUCCACCAGCCGCACGAGCCCAUCAGCUUCGGGAUCGACCAGAUCCUGAACAGCUCGGACCAGGCAGGGGGCUGCAUGCUGCCCCACCGGACCAGCGGGGGGGAGCCCCCCCCGGAGUACGCCCUUCCCGCCGCCAACCUGUACGCGAGCGGCUACAACAGCGUUUACAACAACCCCGCGUGCUCCAUGGCGGCGGGGCUAGCGGCGGGCUCCUACAACGUCAACAUGAACAUGAACGUCAGUAUGAACAUGAACGUGAACGUGAACCCGGGGGGCGGGAGCGCGAGCGGCGGGGUGAUCCGCGUGCCGGCCCAUAGACCCAUGCCGCCCGCGCCACAUCCGCCCCCGCCGACACACGCACCGGGAAUGGGGCCCGGGGGCAUGCCCCCCCACCCGGGGAUGCCCGGUUUAACCGGCAUGCCCGGGAACGCGAGUUUCACCUUCCCUUGGAUGGAGAGCAGCCGGCGCUUCGCCAAAGACAGACUGACAGGGGAGCAGGCAGGGGACAGCCCCCCGGGAGAGGCCCCCGGCCGGCCCACCAUGUCCCUGCCCGGCCUCUGCCCCCUCCCCAAGGGAGACAUGGGCAGGGUCCCCUCCUGGAGCACCGUGGAGACCCUAGCUAAGUGCUACUACCCCGAGCUAGCGCACCUGAGGGACCACGACCCCCUGGCCGACUACCCCUUCCCCAAGGGGGCUCGCUCAGCGCUGUCGCCGUUCUCGGUGACGCGGCGCAUCGGCCACCCGUACCAGAACCGCACGCCGCCCAAGAGGAAAAAGCCGCGGACGUCGUUCAGCCGCGUGCAGAUCUGCGAGCUGGAGAAGCGCUUCCACCGGCAGAAGUACCUGGCGUCGGCGGAGCGCGCCACGCUGGCCAAGGCCCUGAAGAUGACCGACGCACAGGUCAAGACCUGGUUCCAGAACCGCCGCACCAAAUGGAGGAGGCAGACGGCUGAGGAGCGGGAGGCGGAGCGGCAGCAGGCCAACCGGCUGAUGCUCCAGCUGCAGCAGGAGGCCUUCCAGAAGACCCUGAGCCAGCCACUGCAACAGGACCCGCUCUGCCUGCACAACUCCUCCCUGUAUGCCCUGCAGAACCUCCAGCCCUGGGCCGAGGACAACAAGAUUUUCGCUCUCCCUUCAGCUGACGGUCUAGAGCCCCGGGGAGCCCCUGUCCUCCAAGGGCCCGGCUUCACAUGGACCCUCCAGGACGGGCCCCUGAGGCCCCUGGAGCUGCCCGGAGCUGGCCCCGCUGCCCUCUAUCUGCCCGGCGGCGGCAAACACACAACCCCCUUUUUUGGCUUUUGACUUUGUACAACGUAGUAGAUGCAUGUUUCAAGCCUUUUAUUGUGUACAUUGGGACCGCGACCAGGAAGUCCCCUGACGAGGUGGAGGAGGAGUUUGGGGGGUACGGCAGGUGGCUCCGCCCCCCCGCCCCCCCCCCUCUCGUUUCGUUAUUUAAAAGGUGUUUUAUAUUAAAUGAUACCGUGACUUUUUGAAAAGAU
This is a messenger RNA of Gadus morhua (Atlantic cod), 2730 nucleotides long. RefSeq names its product T cell leukemia homeobox 2 (gene tlx2). Gene Ontology annotation, molecular function: DNA-binding transcription factor activity, RNA polymerase II-specific; RNA polymerase II cis-regulatory region sequence-specific DNA binding. Gene Ontology annotation, biological process: regulation of transcription by RNA polymerase II; animal organ development. Gene Ontology annotation, cellular component: nucleus. The transcript is spliced from 5 exons. NCBI's taxonomy places the organism in Eukaryota, Metazoa, Chordata, Actinopteri, Gadiformes, Gadidae. The coding region runs from base 1193 to 2533 and encodes 446 amino acids. The record is from RefSeq and is a predicted model, not a curated record.